AUGGAGUUUCUUGAGAGAACUUACCUUGUGAAUGAUCAAGCCACCAAGAUGUACGCUUUCACCCUAGACAGUGUAGAACCUCGACAGAAACCUGUGAAUAAAGAUCGGUGUCCUGGAGACAGCCGGGAGCAGCCAGAGGCAGGAGUCAUCCGUCACUGCCACAGCAGCUCCAAGGCCGCAGAGAACAGGUCGAGCAAGCAGGCGCAUGCCAAGUGGAGACUCUGUGCCGCUUCAGCAAUAUGCUUCGUCUUUAUGGUGGCAGAGGUGGUGGGUGGACACGUUGCUGGGAGUCUGGCUAUCCUCACGGAUGCUGCACAUCUCUUAAUUGACUUGACCAGUUUCCUGCUCAGUCUCUUUUCCUUAUGGUUGUCAUCAAGACCCCCUUCCAAGCGGCUGACAUUUGGCUGGUAUCGAGCAGAGAUCCUUGGUGCCCUGCUGUCUGUCCUGUGCAUCUGGGUGGUGACUGGUGUGCUGGUGUACCUCGCCUGUUGGCGCCUCGUGUACCCCGAUUACCAGAUCCAGGCAAACAUCAUGAUCAUUGUCUCGGCCUGCGCAGUGGCUGUCAACACUGUACUAACUGCAAUUUUGCACCAAUGGCCCCUUGGCCACAACCACAAGGACAUACAAGCAAAUGCCAGUGUCACAGCAGCCUUUGUGCAUGCCCUGGGGGAUGUAUUUCAGAGUAUCAGUGUGCUAAUUAGUGCUCUUAUUAUCUACUUUAAGCCUGACUACAAAAUUGCCGACCCAGUGUGUACAUUUAUCUUUUCCGUCCUGGUUUUGGCCAGCACCAUCACGAUCUUAAAAGACUUUACCAUCUUACUUAUGGAAGGUGUUCCAAAGGGUCUGAGUUACAACAGUGUGAAAGAGCUCAUCCUUGGUGUCGACGGUGUGAUCUCCGUGCACAAUCUACACAUCUGGUCGCUAACAGUGAACCAAGUGAUUCUCUCUGUUCAUGUUGUUACAGCUGCCAGCCAGGACAGCCAGUCUGUGCAGACAGACAUUGCUUGUGUCCUCAGCAGUAGCAUUGAUCUGCACUCCCUCACCAUUCAGAUAGAAUCUGCAGCAGACCAGGACCCCAGCUGCCUUCUCUGUGAAGACCCACAGGACUAG
Messenger RNA from Acomys russatus (golden spiny mouse), 1110 nucleotides. RefSeq names its product solute carrier family 30 member 8 (gene Slc30a8). Gene Ontology annotation, biological process: zinc ion transmembrane transport; response to glucose; response to zinc ion. Gene Ontology annotation, cellular component: plasma membrane. NCBI's taxonomy places the organism in Eukaryota, Metazoa, Chordata, Mammalia, Rodentia, Muridae. Gene Ontology annotation, molecular function: zinc ion transmembrane transporter activity. The transcript has 9 exons. The coding region runs from base 1 to 1110 and encodes 369 amino acids. The record is from RefSeq and is a predicted model, not a curated record.